GUGGUAGGAAGUUCUUAAAUUAUUAAAUAAUGGCACCGCAGUGGUCCAAGGAAGCGAUUGAAGCAUUGAUACGUACUUCUAGGGAAGAACAGUGUCCGUACGUCAUAAAAAGCGCAAACUAUUAUAAUAAACACUUGCGUGCAGAAACACUCGAAAGAAUUGCAAGUGCCGUGUGUCAUGAUCAACCAUAUACGACGAGCAAGGAGUGUUAUAGCAAAAUUCACAAUUUACGUACUCAAUUUAAAGUGGAGUACGCCAGAGUAAAAUCAUCGAAAAGCAGUGGCGCUGGGAUGAACGACACAUGCAGUCUCUCAUCUUCCCAAAGUGUGGAUAUGGAGCCAUCUCCACAUCAGUACAUGGAAGAAUGUUAUAGUCUUGAUGUGGAUGUGCUGAAUGAUGUCUGCAUUGUGGAACAAUGUGCAGAAGUACCACCACAAACAACAGUAAGAACAGCAGCACCACCACAACCACCUAUCCAUGCCUCUCAAAGCAGGGAUGGAAGAAGGAAGAGGCCUGGUGAUGGGUACAUGAGUGCUGUUGAAGUAAUUGCUGAUAAAAUAUGUGCCACCCGAAGACCGCCAACAACCCUCGGCAGAGUUAACUAUGGACAGUUGCAUGGUAUUCAUUGCUAACCUUUCAAAGGAAAUAAAGUGCUGUGGAAUCAGGAUGCAAUUAAUAAGAGAUCUCGGGGUCGACAGAAACGUCCGAUCUCAGGCAUUGUCUUUGACCCAUGACAUAAGGGUGUUGUGGUGUGUGACGUCAUGACAGCGCGGAGUUGGGUUUGUGAGUGUGGCGUGUUUGUAGAUGUCAUCGUGUUGUGGUUUGUUGUGCCCUCUGGUGGUAUGUUCAGGGUUUUCGUUUGUUUGGUGUAUUGGGCUCAGGUUGCUGUUGCUCAGUGUCGAGUGCUGUUUGCGUAUUUUUGAAGCGGAAUUCGUUUCAGUGAGUUAACGGUUUUGUGGUUUUGUGUGAAGGUUAAUGUAGUGAUGAUCCCUGUACGUUGGGUGGUAUUGUUAUUAACUUUAAUCGGUUGUGGUUUUUUGUUCAGGAAUGGAUAUGAAAGAUAAGAUAAAUAGUUCGCGUUUGUGGGCUAUGAUGGGGGACUCAGCUUUAGAGCUGAUUAAGUUCCUACAGCUUUGUGGCCUAAUUGCUGAGGUGGUGAAGUGCGGUUUGUGCAGUGAAGCAAUGAAGUUGGUUAAAGUUCCGGCCUCUCGCACCAGGGACUCAUAUGUGGCGCUGUCGGAAAGACGACAUAUGGCGGUACCUGGUUCGAGAAGUCUAGGUUGGACAUGCGUGACAUUGUACUUGUUGCUUAUUAUUUUUGUUAUAAAUCCCCACAGAGUUUUUGCGCACAUGAGACUGGUGUGAGUGAGAGGAGCAUUCUGGAUGGGUAUUCGUUUUGUCGUGAA
Schistocerca serialis cubense is the source of this 1406-nucleotide messenger RNA. RefSeq lists its product as uncharacterized. The transcript has 2 exons. The coding region runs from base 30 to 632 and encodes 200 amino acids. The record is from RefSeq and is a predicted model, not a curated record. NCBI's taxonomy places the organism in Eukaryota, Metazoa, Arthropoda, Insecta, Orthoptera, Acrididae.